AUGGCGAGAUAUCUACCAACGCUGUCAACACAAUCUGCAAAUAAUAAACAACUGACCUCAUGGAUGCAUUGUUGUAUCCUUUUGCUGGGGAUCGCAGCAUUUUUUCCGGUAUGUGAUGCCAAUGGAGUGCUGAGACCUUUGGUCUCAGCGCUCUUCUGUUUUGGGGACUCGACUGCUGAUACGGGGACCAAUACAUAUCUUACCUCUCCAGCAUUUCUCGCGAACUUCUCACCCUAUGGAGAGACCUUCUUCAACAAGCCCACGGGGAGAUUUUGCGAUGGACGGUUGUUUGUCGAUUUCUUGGCUCAGCAGUUAGGUUUGCCUCUACUCCGACCAUUUUUGGAACCUGGAUUUAACAACUACUACAGAGGGGUCAAUUUCGCCUCUGCAGGCAGUGGAUUUCUACCAUCCACGAAAACAUUUCUGGCUGGCACUUUAGGUACAGUCGUAAACAUUCAAGAGCAGCUCCAGCAGUUCAUGCAGGUCAAAGCAAACUUGGAAUCUAGAAUGGGCCUCAAAGACACGAGUUUCUUACUGAAGCGAAGCAUCUACUUGGUAAGUUCUGCGAGCAAUGAUGCUAUUUACAGCUUCCUCCUCAAUCAAACCACAACACCUGAGGACUUCAUCUCUCGACUGAUUGUCGAGAUCGGGAACACCUACGUUGCUUUAUAUAACCUCGGUGCCAGAAAGGUGAUUGGAACAGCCCUGGGGCCGAUAGGAUGUAUACCGAGCAUCCGUGGUCUAUCAGCUGGUGGUUCAUGCCUGGCGACUGUCAACGAUUUGGCGCUUGCUUUUAACGUCCAGCUAGACGCUCUUCAAGCUAGACUGAAAGAACAGCUGCCUGAUUUCAAUUUAAUAAUUGCCAACAACUAUGACAUUUUCAACGAAUUCAUUUUUAAUGGAACAAGUUUCGGUUUUACGAUGGGGUCGACGGCAUGUUGUGGAGCAGGACCUUUCAAUGGCGCUAUUCAGUGUGGAACGACCAAUUCCAAUUUUAAUAGCACUACUCUGUGCAGCAAAGCUCAACUGAGCAAGUAUGUUUUCUUUGACAACAACCAUCCCACGGAAAAAACCUAUGGACUGCUCGCUCAAAUGUUUAUGACCGGUGGUGCAAAAGUUGUGAAACCUUUUAACGUCAGUACCUUGGCCCUAUGUGAUUGA
Molecule: messenger RNA, 1161 nt
Organism: Marchantia polymorpha subsp. ruderalis
Lineage: Eukaryota; Viridiplantae; Streptophyta; Marchantiopsida; Marchantiales; Marchantiaceae
Source: the annotation of a GenBank genome assembly